This is a messenger RNA of Magallana angulata, 1202 nucleotides long. RefSeq names its product tubulin polyglutamylase complex subunit 1-like. The transcript is spliced from 11 exons. Bases 36 to 878 code for a protein of 280 amino acids. Gene Ontology annotation, biological process: protein polyglutamylation. NCBI's taxonomy places the organism in Eukaryota, Metazoa, Mollusca, Bivalvia, Ostreida, Ostreidae. The record is from RefSeq and is a predicted model, not a curated record. Gene Ontology annotation, molecular function: microtubule binding.
AGCGCAUCACUAACCCAGACACAACAUGUUUACAAAUGGCGGACAAAAAGAAACCAAAUUCUGCCGAUGACCGUCCACAAGAAACUGAUAGGCAAUUUCUAGAGAGAUACAGCAUUGGAACUUUGAUGAAAGAUGUUUUGGGUAAAAUUGUCAGUAAUAGACCAAAGGACCCCAUUACAUUCCUCUCAGAUUAUUUUGACUCCCUAGAAGACCAGUCAAACUUGGUACUAAAAGCUCGUAACAUUAUUGAAAUGACCCAUCAUAGCCGGCCUGUGUUUGAGAUGAAUGUGCGUCAAGCCUAUGACAUAAUGCUCAAGCAAAAAGAUUUUGGAAGGAAGUCUUCAGAUUUAGUGUUUUUGGAGGAGGAUAUUGGUAAAAGACUCUAUGGAGUGAAUGGAACUUCCUACACAGACCUAAUUAAGACCCUUUGCAGGGAUAUGCCACAACCUGUUACAACCAAACUUCUCAAGAAAAUUGAAUGCCUAGACUAUGAAGCCAUUACCUUUGAUGUCUUUAAGUCUGGUGUCUUCACAUGCUGUGUACUGCAAGAUUACGUGAAGUUAUGUGAGAUGCUGUUUAACUCACUAGACUUUCAGAGUUCUGGAAAAGUUGACAAAAUUUUGUCAGAUGUUGUCAACGAACAACUAAAAGCAGCUUUAGCAAAUACGCGGACAGACGCUCGAAAUCCAUACACAGGGCAGACUGAUCCAUUUUCUUUGUCAAUUGUAGAAGCUGGGUAUAACCUGGGACCAGAUGGACUGUUUUAUGCCCUAGAACGAGGAAUGAGAAGUAAAAGCCAACUCGGAGGUCAAACAUUGGAACAGUUUACCAUAGAAAUUUGUGAUGCUUUUCUAUCAAAGGUGAAGCGACUUAGAUAAUCUCAAUAUUCGAAAAGAGAAAGAGCCUGUGGUGGUUUUGGAUAUUUAUUGCCAUAUCGUACACGCAGCGGAACUUUUCUCUUCAACAACAAAACGCAAAGUUCCUACAAACCCAACAAAGUGAAGAAACACCAUAUGCCACUUUUCCAAAUUACUGAUCGUGUAACAAAUUCAAGACAGACAAAGACUGUCAAAAUAUUGAUAUCCUAAAUAAUUAUUAUAAUGUAUAGACACCCAGACCAUUUUCUGGGAAAUGUAAAGGGGGUUAUUAAUUUACAAUUUACAAAGUUGUUUUUUUUUUGUAAUAAAUUAUUAAGAAACAAA